Kluyveromyces lactis is the source of this 4578-nucleotide messenger RNA. RefSeq names its product pleiotropic drug resistance family ABC transporter. NCBI's taxonomy places the organism in Eukaryota, Fungi, Ascomycota, Saccharomycetes, Saccharomycetales, Saccharomycetaceae. Gene Ontology annotation, cellular component: membrane. The coding region runs from base 1 to 4578 and encodes 1525 amino acids. Gene Ontology annotation, biological process: xenobiotic detoxification by transmembrane export across the plasma membrane. The record is from RefSeq and is a predicted model, not a curated record. The transcript has a single exon. Gene Ontology annotation, molecular function: ATP hydrolysis activity; ABC-type transporter activity; ATP binding.
AUGGAUGCUGAUUCAACCUCCAGUCUGGUCGAGUACCAGGGGUUUGAUCAUCAGGUUCAGGAGCAAAUCAGAGAUUUGGCUCGAACUCUCUCACGCAACAGUCUGAAAGAACAAGCAUCUCAACAAGAAUCGACUGGAAACGUACUUGCUUCUGAUGAUGAUGGUGCGAAAUCGAUUUUCAGUACUAGGUACGAGGGUGUGAAUCCUGUUUUCACUGAUUCAGAUGCUUCAGGAUAUGAUGUCAGAUUGGACCCAAAUUCAGAUGAAUUUUCGUCUGCUGCGUGGAUCAAGAAUAUGGUCGCCUUGGCUAAUAAUGAUCCAGAAUAUUACAAGCAUUACACGAUAGGGUGUUGUUGGAAGGACUUGAGAGCUUUCGGUGACUCUACAGACGUUGCUUACCAAAGCACAGUGUUGAACUUGCCAGGUAAGAUAUUUUCCAGCGUAAAGAGACAUUUCGUGAAAAGUAAACCAGAAGACGUUUUCGAUAUAUUGAAACCUAUGGAUGGGUUGUUAAAACCAGGUGAUUUGUUAGUUGUUCUAGGUCGUCCAGGUUCUGGUUGUACAACCUUGUUGAAAACUAUCUCGUCUAACAUUGAUGGUUAUAACGUCGAUGAGAAUUCCGUUAUCUCUUAUAAUGGGUUGGAUCCAAGAACUAUCAAAAAGCAUUUUCGUGGUGAAGUGGUUUACAACGCAGAAAGUGAUGUGCAUUUCCCUCAUUUGUCAGUAUAUGAAACUUUGUACAAUAUUGCGCUCUUAGUUACUCCUUCUAACCGUAUCAAAGGUGCCACUAGGGAAGAAUUUGCCAAUCACGUGACACAGGUUGCAAUGGCUACUUACGGUCUAUCACACACAAGGGAUACAAAAGUUGGUAACGAAUUGGUCAGAGGUGUAUCAGGUGGUGAACGCAAGCGUGUUUCGAUCGCUGAAGUUACCAUUUGUGGUUCCAGGUUCCAAUGUUGGGACAAUGCUACUCGUGGUUUGGAUUCUGCCACUGCUUUAGAGUUUAUUCGUGCAUUGAAAACAAGUACAGAUAUCUCAGGUUCGACUGGUGUUAUCGCAAUUUACCAAUGUUCACAGGAUGCUUAUGAUUUAUUUGACAAAGUCUGCGUGUUACAUGAAGGUUACCAAAUUUUUUACGGUAACGCAAAGGCUGCUAAGGCAUACUUCGAAAGAAUGGGAUAUGUCUCUCCUUCAAGGCAAACAACCGCUGACUUCUUGACCGCUGUGACAAAUCCAGCCGAAAGAAUUGUUAACCAAGAAUUCGUCAAAGAAGGCAGAUUUAUCCCAUCUACAGCUAAACAAAUGGAAGAAUAUUGGAGAAACUCGCCAGAAUAUAAGCAACUACGUGGAGAGAUUGAAGAAGAAUUGAAUAAGGAUUCAACUCAAACUCGUCAAGAGCUUAUUGAAGCUCAUAUUGCAAGACAAUCUAAACGUCAAAGAAAGGAAUCUCCAUACAUUGUGAAUUACGGUAUGCAAGUGAAAUAUUUGACAAUGAGAAACUUUUUGCGAAUUAAAAAAAGUUAUGGUAUUACUGUGGGUACUAUCGUUGGUAACACUGCGAUGUCCUUAGUGUUAGGUUCGAUCUUUUAUAAGUCAAUGAAAGAUACAACAACAAACACUUUCUUCUACCGUGGUGCUGCGAUGUUUAUUGCGGUUCUUUUCAAUUCUUUCUCUUCUAUGUUGGAAAUCUUCUCAUUGUAUGAAGCUAGACCAAUUAUUGAAAAACACAAAAGAUAUUCUCUAUACCAUCCUUCUGCUGAUGCCUUAGCUUCGAUGCUUUCUGAAUUGCCAGCCAAAAUUAUAACCGCUAUCUGUUUCAAUUUGAUUUUAUACUUCAUGGUGAACUUCAGAAGGGAAGCUGGUCCAUUUUUCUUCUACUUUUUGAUGAAUUUCCUUGCUACCCUAGUCAUGUCCGCUAUCUUCAGGUGUGUCGGUUCUGCUACAAAAACGUUGUCAGAAGCGAUGGUACCAGCAUCAUGUCUAUUGUUAGCCAUCUCAUUAUAUGUUGGAUUCUCCAUCCCAAAGAAGAAUUUAUUGGGCUGGUCUCGAUGGAUUUGGUACAUCAAUCCUCUAUCCUAUAUCUUUGAAUCCCUAAUGAUCAACGAAUUUAAUGGUAGAGAUUUCCCAUGUGCAGCUUAUAUCCCAUCUGGCAGUGGUUAUGAAAAUAUUGGGUUAUAUGAGAGAGUCUGUAAUACCGUCGCUUCGCAACCUGGUCUUUCUUAUGUUAGUGGUAGAGCUUUCAUUGAAGAAGCCUAUGGUUACAACCCUAGUCACAGAUGGCGUGCAUUGGGUAUUGCUCUUGCUUAUUUCAUCUUCUUCACGGCGUUCUAUUUACUAUUCUGUGAAUUUAACGAAAGUGCUGUUCAAAAAGGUGAAAUAUUACUAUUCCCAAAAUCUGUUUUGAAAAGGGCUAAGAAGCAAAAGUUAAUUAAGGCAAAGCAUGAUGUAGAGGCUGUUCAAGAUUCUGAAGGUGCUCUCACCGACCAAAAACUGUUACAAGACUCCUUAGUUGAAUCAAAUAUUUCUUCAAGUUCUGAUAAAAGCGUCAAUGUUGGUCUCUCUAAAUCUGAAGCAAUCUUCCAUUGGAGGAACGUUUGUUAUGACGUCCAAAUAAAAAAGGAAACACGUCGUAUCCUAUCUAAUGUUGAUGGUUGGGUCAAGCCGGGUACUCUAACUGCCUUGAUGGGUUCAUCGGGUGCUGGUAAAACCACUUUAUUGGAUUGUUUGGCUUCAAGAGUGACAAUGGGUGUUAUUACAGGUGACAUGUUCGUCAAUGGGCACUUGCGUGAUAAUUCUUUCCCAAGGUCCAUCGGUUACUGUCAACAACAAGAUUUGCACUUGUCAACUUCUACUGUUAGAGAAUCUUUGAGAUUUUCAGCAUACUUGCGUCAACCUUCGAGCGUAUCAAUUGAGGAAAAGAACAAUUAUGUCGAAGACGUGAUUAAUAUCUUGGAAAUGCAACAGUAUGCAGAUGCCGUUGUUGGUGUUGCUGGUGAAGGUUUAAAUGUUGAGCAAAGAAAGAGAUUGACUAUCGGUGUAGAAUUGGCAGCCAAACCAAAAUUGUUGUUAUUCUUGGAUGAACCAACUUCUGGUUUGGAUUCUCAAACUGCUUGGUCCGUUUGUCAAUUAAUGAGGAAAUUAGCUGAUCACGGUCAAGCCAUUUUGUGUACAAUCCAUCAACCUUCCGCAUUGUUGAUGCAAGAGUUUGAUAUACUUUUAUUCCUACAAAAGGGUGGUAAGACUGUUUACUUUGGUAAUUUAGGUGAAGGUUGUCAAGAAAUGAUUAACUACUUUGAAAAACAUGGUGCGUCAAAAUGUCCUGAGGGUGCUAACCCAGCUGAAUGGAUGUUGGACGUUAUUGGUGCUGCGCCAGGUUCUCAUGCAACUCAGGAUUACCAUGAAGUGUGGAGAAAUUCUGAUGAAUAUCAAGCUGUUCAAAAGGAACUAGAUUGGAUGGAAUCUGAGCUACGUAAGAAACCGUUAGAUACUUCUUCUGAACAAAGCGAAUUUGGUACUUCUCUAUUCUAUCAGUACAAGGUUGUUACAUUACGUCUUUUCGAACAAUAUUAUAGAACUCCAUCGUACAUUUGGUCGAAGCUUUUCUUGACCAUCUUCUCGCAGUUGUUUAUUGGUUUCACAUUUUUCAAGGCUAACUUAUCCAUUCAAGGUUUGCAGAAUCAAUUAUUCGCUAUCUUCACAUUCACAGUUAUCUUUAAUCCAGCUUGUCAACAAUACUUGCCUUUGUUCGUCUCUCAAAGAGACUUGUACGAAGCUAGGGAACGUCCAAGUAGAACAUUUUCUUGGCUGGCAUUUAUCUUCUCUCAAAUCACCGUUGAAAUUCCACUUAACAUAUGUUUUGGUACCAUUGCCUUCUUCGUUUUCUACUAUCCUAUUGGUUUCUACAACAAUGCGUCAUAUGCCGGUCAAUUAAACGAAAGAGGUGUGUUAUUCUGGUUAUUCUCUGUUUCCUUCUACGUAUUUAUCAGUUCAAUGGGUCAAUUGUGUAUUGCAGGUCUUCAGUAUGCUGAGGCUGCAGGUAAUAUGGCAUCAUUAAUGUUCACUAUGUCCUUGAAUUUCUGUGGUGUGUUUGGUGGUUCUGGUGUUUUGCCAGGGUUCUGGAUUUUCAUGUACCGUAUUUCACCGCUAACUUACUUUAUUGAUGGUGUACUCUCAACUGGUCUUGCAAACAACCCUGUAACAUGCGCAAACUAUGAAUACGUCAGCUUUAAUCCAAGGAGUGGAGAAACCUGUGGUGAGUACAUGGCGGACUAUAUUGACAAGAAUGGUGGUUAUCUACUAGAUUCAAAUGCUACGGAAGAUUGUAAUUUCUGUAAGAUUUCUGAAACAAACGCAUUUUUGACAAGUUUCCAAUCUUCGUACCAUAGAAGAUGGAGAAAUUUCGGUAUUUUCAUAGUCUUCAUUGUGUUCAACUGGUGCGGUUGUGUUUUCCUAUACUGGUUGGCUAGAGUUCCAAAGAAGAAGAACAGAGUGGCUGAUGAGAGAGACCCAGAUCAUGGCAAGAAAAUUGAAAAUGUUCAAAAGGAAAAGGUUGAACCUCAAUCCAAUGAACAAGUUUAA